Messenger RNA from Truncatella angustata, 1133 nucleotides. RefSeq names its product nucleophile aminohydrolase. NCBI's taxonomy places the organism in Eukaryota, Fungi, Ascomycota, Sordariomycetes, Amphisphaeriales, Sporocadaceae. The transcript is spliced from 4 exons. The coding region runs from base 253 to 1008 and encodes 251 amino acids. The record is from RefSeq and is a predicted model, not a curated record. Gene Ontology annotation, biological process: ubiquitin-dependent protein catabolic process. Gene Ontology annotation, cellular component: cytosol; proteasome core complex; proteasome core complex, alpha-subunit complex.
GAGCUACGCGUAUGGGUUUCUUGCCUAGCUCCCAGCACCCAGCUCUCCAGUAGUACAGCGGGUUAGGAAACAGCAGCUGCGAUUGUGGUGACAGCGUCCCAGGCCCGUUCUCAGCCUUCCCAAACCUCAAUUCAUUAAUCUGCCACCACUCUGUGCUGCCCUCGCCCAACCACGCCCGAAGUCCACAACAUUGCCGUCGUAAAUACAGAGAUUCAUUUCCAAAAGGCAGCUUGAACGAACACACAUCCCAUCAUGUCUCGCCGUUACGACUCCCGAACAACCAUCUUCUCCCCCGAAGGUCGUCUCUACCAGGUCGAAUAUGCGUUAGAGGCCAUCUCCCACGCCGGCACAGCCAUCGGCAUUCUUGCAAAAGAUGGAAUCGUCCUGGCUGCUGAGAGAAAGGUGACGUCGAAGCUGUUGGAGCAGGACACAUCGGCAGAGAAGCUGUACAUCCUCAACGACAACAUGAUCUGCGCUGUCGCAGGUAUGACAGCCGACGCCAACAUCCUCAUCAACUACGCCCGACAAGCCGCCCAACGCUACCUACUCACCUACAACGAGGACAUCCCCUGCGAGCAGCUUGUCCGAAGACUAUGCGAUCUGAAGCAGGGAUACACACAACAUGGUGGUCUGCGGCCGUUUGGUGUCUCGUUCAUCUACGCCGGGUGGGACCCCCAGAGACAGUUCCAGCUCUACCUCAGCAACCCCUCUGGCAACUACGGCGGCUGGAAGGCGACAAGUGCCGGCGCCAACAAUGCCAGCGCGUCCAGCCUGUUGAAGCAAGAUUACAAGGAGGACUGCACGUUAAAGGAGGCAUGCGGCAUGGCGGUCAAGGUGCUCAGCAAGACGAUGGACUCGACCAAGCUAAGCAGCGAGAAGAUCGAGUUUGCUACGGUGGGACAAACCGAGGACGGCAAGAUCUACCACAGACUCUGGAGCGCAGACGAGAUUACGACACUUCUGAAGGAGCACGAUCUAGCCAAGAACGAGGAUACUGAGGACAAAUAAGUGGCAUGGGGCCGCUAUCGAGCUGUAUCACGACAUGAAAUGGAGUCUAGGCAUGCAUCAUAGAGCCAAUGUACUAAUACCACGCUGAUUCAUGAUGAUUAUGACAACCAGUGCUUUGCAUCUUA